Prunus dulcis (almond) is the source of this 3207-nucleotide messenger RNA. Its product is annotated as pentatricopeptide repeat-containing protein At1g74850, chloroplastic. The record is from RefSeq and is a predicted model, not a curated record. The coding region runs from base 109 to 2739 and encodes 876 amino acids. Gene Ontology annotation, molecular function: protein binding. The transcript has 4 exons. NCBI's taxonomy places the organism in Eukaryota, Viridiplantae, Streptophyta, Magnoliopsida, Rosales, Rosaceae.
UUCCCACCCCCACCCUCCUCUGUUGCUAUCUCUGCAACUCUCUCUUGAAAAUCCAAUUCUCUUCAACAUCCAAAGCUCUGAGAGGCUCAUGCCAGCCAAAUUACCAAUAUGACCCUCUCCCCAGCUCUCUCCAUUUCCAGCUCUUCGCCUCUCCCCGCUUCACUUUCCAACCUUAACCCUAAGUCCCACCAUCUCUCAGUCGUCACUAAAACCCCGGACUCAUCCGUACACCGGAGAUUCCUAUCCGGCCACCGUAAUUUCCUCUCCGGAGACCGGCGGUUGGCGUUCUCGGCUAGGGCGAAGCCGAAGGAUCUCAUCCUUGGGAACCCGUCGGUGACAGUCGAGAAGGGGAAGUACAGCUACGACGUCGAAACCCUAAUCAACAAGCUCAGCAGCCUCCCUCCCCGAGGCAGCAUAGCUCGGUGUCUCGACAUCUUCAAGAAUAAACUGUCGCUAAACGACUUCGCUUUGGUGUUCAAGGAGUUCGCGGCGCGCGGCGAUUGGCAGCGAUCGCUGAGGCUCUUCAAGUAUAUGCAGCGCCAGAUAUGGUGCAAGCCUAACGAGCACAUUUACACCAUCAUGAUCAGCUUGCUAGGCCGCGAAGGCCUACUCGAUAAAUGCUCCGAGGUGUUCGACGACAUGCCAAGCCAAGGCGUGGUCCGUAGCGUAUUCAGCUACACCGCUUUGAUCAAUGCCUAUGGGCGCAACGGUCAGUAUGAAACCUCCCUUCAAUUUCUUGAUAGAAUGAAGAAAGAUAAGGUUUCGCCGAGUAUAUUGACUUAUAAUACCGUUCUCAAUGCCUGUGCUAGAGGUGGGUUGGAAUGGGAAGGGUUAUUAGGAUUGUUUGCCGAAAUGAGGCAUGAAGGGAUUCAACCUGACCUUGUUACUUAUAAUACUUUGCUUAGUGCUUGUGCUGGUAGAGGUUUAGGUGAUGAGGCAGAGAUGGUGUUCAGGACUAUGAAUGAGGGUGGGAUUGUUCCGGAUAUAACCACUUAUCGUUAUCUUGUUGAAACUUUUGGUAAAUUGGAUAAGCUUGAGAAAGUAUCAGAGCUGCUUAAAGAGAUGGAAUCUGGAGGGAAUUUACCUGAUAUUACAUCGUAUAAUGUGUUAUUAGAGGCAUAUGCACAAUUGGGGUCAAUUAGAGAGUCAAUGGGUGUGUUUAGGCAGAUGCAAGCAGCAGGGUGUAUGCCAAAUGCGGCCACUUAUAGUAUUCUGUUGAAUUUGUAUGGGAGGCAUGGACGGUAUGAUGAUGUUCGGGAGCUUUUUCUUGAGAUGAAAAUUAGCAAUACAGAGCCAGACCCGGCUACAUAUAACAUUCUCAUACAGGUGUUUGGGGAGGGUGGGUAUUUUAAAGAGGUGGUGACUUUGUUUCAUGAUAUGGUGGAGGAGAAUAUUGAGCCGAAUAUGGAGACGUAUGAAGGGUUGAUAUAUGCUUGUGGAAAGGGAGGACUCCAUGAGGAUGCCAAGAACAUUUUACUUAACAUGAGUGAGAAAGGAAUAGUGCCUAGUUCGAAGGCUUAUACAGGGGUUAUUGAAGCAUAUGGGCAAGCGGCAUUGUAUGACGAAGCUCUUGUUGCCUUCAACACAAUGAAUGAAGUGGGAAGCAAACCAUCAGUUGAAAGCUACAACUCGCUGAUAUAUGCAUUUGCAAGAGGCGGCCUAUACAGGGAGACUGAAGCAGUUUUGUCAAUAAUGGGCGAGGUGGGUGCUGCCAGGAAUGUCCAUACAUUCAAUGGUAUGAUUGAAGCUUUUAGACAAGGAGGUCAGUUUGAGGAAGCUAUAAAGGCAUACGUUGAGAUGGAAAAGAGAAGAUGUGAUCAUGAUGAAUGGACCCUUGAGGCAGUUUUAAGUGUUUACUGCGUUGCAGGUCUUGUUAAUGAGUGUGAGGAGCACUUCCAAGAGAUGAAAGCCUCGGGAAUAUUGCCCAGUGUCAUGUGCUACUGCAUGAUGCUUGCUGUUUAUGCAAGGAAUGACAGGUGGGAUGAUGCCAAUGAGUUGCUAAAUGAGAUGCUCACAAAUAGGGCAUCAAAUAUUCAUCAAGUAAUUGGGCAGAUGAUAAAGGGAGAUUAUGAUGAUGACUCUAACUGGCAGAUGGUAGAGUAUGUUUUUGACAAAUUAAAAUCUGAAGGAUGCGGGUUGGGAAUGAGGUUCUACAACACACUACUAGAAGCACUUUGGUGGCUGGGCCAGAAACAAAGAGCUGUCCGAGUUCUUAAUGAAGCGACACAGCGGGGGCUUUUUCCUGAACUUUUUCGUAAAAAUAAACUCGUGGGGUCUGUUGAUGUGCACAGGAUGUGGCAAGGCGGUGCAUAUGCAGCAAUGUCAGUUUGGCUAAACAAUAUGUAUGAGAUGUUCCUGAAUGGAGAGGAUCUUCCCAAUAUUGCAACUGUUGUUGUAGUACGAGGAAAGAUGGAGAAAAGCUCAAUGACACAAGAUUUGCCGAUUGCAAAGGCUGCUUAUUCAUUUCUGGAGGAUAAUAUGCCAUCAUCCUUUUCCUUCCCAAAAUGGAACAAGGGUCGAAUUCUCUGCCAGCGCCCUCAGCUCAAACGGAUUCUAUCAAGCAUCGAACCAUCAACAGAUGGGUCGGAAAGGAAAAAAAUAAUUACAUUAAGUAACUCCCUGUUUCCUCCUCUGGGAACAAAAACAUCCUCCAAAGAUGUCAAUAGUGGACGGUAUAAUGACAUCACUUCUGAUGAAAGAUUAAGGAUAAGAACAGAGCUUUUGACAAGUGCAGUUUAGAUACACUAGAUAUACUCAUCACUUACUAGAGUUUGGUUUAGUUUUACUUGUCGCCAUUUCAAUACAAGAAUGGGAAUACGUCAGGACCAAUUCAUAGUUCAAUUUCCUAGAGUUUUAAUUUGGUGGAGAAUGAUUUUUCGGGUCCUCACCAACGAAAGUAUUAGCUUGCAAAGAAGGCGGCAUCGACCAAACCACGAAUGCUCGGUUCCACGCACUUUCUAGUUUGAUUUGAAGUGAGUUCUGGUCCUCGGGAUCACUUGUGGAAGACCUCGAGGUAACAAGGAUUGUGAUUUUGUAGCUAGCUGUAGUUAUCCUUUUUUCAUGUGUAAAUGUACACCAAAAAUUUUGCGUCUAAAUAUUUUGAGAAAAGCUAACAGAUUGUUGUUGUAGUUUAGCCUUCAUUGUGAAUUCUUGUUUAGAUCAGUGCAGACAUUUAUUCAAUGAACAAAUUUGGACGUAGUUUAGAUC